AUGGGCGGACGGGGCGGCGGCCGCCGCGUCCCGCCGUCGAUGCUGGCGUCCGGCGCGGCCCGCGACGUGCGGGACCCCCUCGCGGACUCGAACCAGCCCGACCAGGGAGACGACGAGGUGGACAUGGAGCAGCUGCGCACGGCCCGCGAGAAGGCCGAGUGGGCCAGGCGGCGCGCGGCCGAGGACGAGGCCGCGCAGGAGCGCCUGGGCUUCCCGACGCUCUCCGGCGAGGAGGAGCGGCUCGGGUGGCUGAUGAACUUCAGCACCUCGACCGUCGACGACGCGGAGGCCGGCGUCACGCUCUCGAGCGUCACGUGCUUCUUUGUGUGCGAGGACGGGUCGAUGUUCCGCGCGAAAGUGCCCUUCGCGCCGUACUUCUACCUCCACGUCCGCGACGGACACGAGCCCGACGUCGAGGCCUUCCUGCGCCGCCGCUUCGAGGGCGUCAUCAAGGACUGCGAGGUCGUGGAGCGCGAGGACCUGGACCUGAAGAACCACCUGGCGGGCGUCAAGCGGCGUCUGCUGAAGGUGUCGUUCCACAACGUGCAGGGGCUGAUGGACGUGAAGAAGGCGGUGCAGCGGUCGGUGCAGCGGGGCCGCGCGGACGGCGGGGCGGCCGCGGGGGGCGGCGGGGCGUACAACGCGCUGGUGGCGCGGCAGCAGGCGGCGCUGGCGGCCGGGCAGGCGGCGAUGGAGUGGCGCGGCGAGGCGGUGGCGGGCGGGGACGGCGGGGAGCGGCUGCGCGUGCAGGACGCGCUGGACGCGGUGGUGGAGCUGCGGGAGUACGACGUGCCGUACCACACGCGGUGGUCGAUCGACUCGGACGUGCGGUGCGGGCUGUGGUACGCCGUGCGCGUGGAGCAGGGCGUGCCGGUGCUGCGGCGGCGCGCGGACAUGGUGCGGUGGGCGGAGCCGCGCAUCGUGGCGUGGGACAUCGAGACGACGAAGCUGCCGCUCCAGUUCCCGAACGCCGAGGUGGACCAGGUCUUCAUGAUUUCCUACAUGAUCGACAGGCAGGGGUACCUGAUCGUGAACCGCGACAUCGUGACGGACGACAUCGCGGACUUCGAGUACUCCCCGAAGCCCGAGUUCCCCGGGCCGUUCCGCAUCUUCAACGAGGCGAACGAGGAGGCCACGCUGCGGCGCUUCUUCACGCACAUGCGCACGGCGCAGCCCGCGGUGUACGUCACGUACAACGGCGACUUCUUCGACUGGCCGUUCGUGGAGCGCCGCGCGAAGAUGUACAAGAUGGACGUGCGCGCCGAGCUCGGGUUCAAGACCAACGACCGCACCGGCGAGUGCCUCUCCCGCUUUGCCGUCCACAUGGACUGCCUGCACUGGGUCAACCGCGACUCCUACCUCCCGCAGGGGUCCCGCGGCCUUAAGGCCGUCACCAAGGCCAAGCUCGGGUACGACCCCGUCGAGGUCAACCCCGAGGACAUGCUCCGGUUUGCCGCCGAGCAGCCGCAGACCAUGGCCUCGUACUCGGUGUCGGACGCCGUGUCGACGUACUACCUGUACAUGACCUACAUCCACCCGUUCAUCUUCUCGCUCGCGACGAUCAUCCCGCUGCCGCCCGACGAGGUGCUCCGGAAGGGCUCGGGGACGCUGUGCGAGAUGCUGCUCAUGGUCCAGGCGUACCAGGCGCGCGUGGUGUGCCCGAACAAGCACGUGCAAGAGGUGGAGCGCUUCCACAAGGGGCACCCGCUGGAGGCCGAGACCUACAUCGGCGGCCACGUCGAGGCGCUCGAGGCGGGGGUGUACCGCGCCGACAUCCCCACCAAGUUCCGGUGCGACCCGGCGGGGUACCAGACGCUGCUGGACAACCUCGACCGCGACCUGGCGUACGCGGUGGAGCACGAGGGCGGCAUGCGGGUCGAGGACGUGGAGAACCUGGGGGAGGUGGCGGGCGAGAUCCGGCGGCGGCUGGAGGACCUCCGCGACCGCCCCGUGCGCGAGGAGAAGCCGCUGAUCUACCACCUGGACGUGGGCGCGAUGUACCCGAACAUCAUCCUGACGAACCGGCUGCAGCCGAGCGCGACGGUGACCGAGGAGGACUGUGCGGCGUGCGUGUACAACCGCCCCGGGAAGACGUGUCUGCGCGAGAUGGAGUGGGUGUGGCGCGGGGACUACUACAUGUCCAACCGGCACGAGUACAACCAGAUCAAGGCGCAGCUGGCGAGCGAGCGGCACGCGCUCCCCGACGGGAAGAUGUGCGACUGGGACGACCUGGACGCGGGCGAGCAGACGCGCCGGCUGAAGGACCGCCUGAAGAAGUACACGCAGCGCGCGUACAAGCGCGUGCUGGACAAGCCCGAGACGGAGCGGCGGGUCGCGGGGAUCUGCCAGCGCGAGAACGCCUUCUACAUCGACACGGUGCGGGCGUUCCGGGACCGCCGGUACGAGUACAAGAAGCUGAAGAAGGUGUGGACGGGGAAGCUGGAGGAGGCGCGGCGGGCGGGGGAGCCCGCGCGCGCGCAGGAGGCGGCCGACAUGUGCGUGCUGUACGAGAGCCUGCAGCUCGCGCACAAGUGCAUCCUGAACUCGUUCUACGGGUACGUGAUGCGCAAGGGCGCGCGCUGGUACUCGAUGGAGAUGGCCGGCGUGGUGACCUACACGGGCGCGCAGAUCAUCCAGAACGCCAACCGGCUCAUCACCCAGGUCGGCAAGCCGCUCGAGCUCGACACCGACGGCAUCUGGUGCGCGCUCCCGGGGUCCUUCCCGGAGGACUUCAAGCUCCGCGGGGCCGGCGGCAAGUCGUUCAAGAUGUCGUACCCGUGCUCGAUGCUCAACGUGCAAGUGGCCGAGUACAACACCAACGACCAGUACGGCGUGCUCGACCCGGCGACGGGGCGGUACUCGACGCGGCGCGAGAUGUCGAUCGAGUUCGAGGUCGACGGGCCGUACCUGGCGAUGGUGCUGCCCGCGUCGCAGCAGGAGGGCAAGCUCAUCAAGAAGCGGUACGCCGUGUUCAACUUCGACAAGUCGCUCGCGGAGCUCAAGGGCUUCGAGAUCAAGCGCCGCGGGGAGCUCAAGCUCGUCAAGGCCUUCCAGGGGGAGGUGUUCUCCAAGUUCCUCGAGGGGGGGACUAUUGCCGAGGUGUACGCGGCGGUGGGGGCUGUCGCGGACCGCUGGCUCGACAUGCUCGACACGCACGGCGUCGACCUCGGCGACGAGGAGCUGCUCGAGUACAUCUCCGAGUCCUGCACCAUGUCGAAGUCCCUCGAGGAGUACGAGGGCCGCAAGUCGUGCGCCGUCACCACCGCCACGCGCCUGGCCGAGUUCCUGGGCGACUCCCGCAUCAAGGACAAGGGGCUCAAGACCAACUACGUCGUCUCGCGCUUCCCCGAGGGCCGCCCCACCUCGGAGCGCGCCGUCCCCGUGAUCAUCUUCUCGGCGCAGCAGGUCAAGCCGCACCUGGCGCGGCACUUCUUGGCCAAGUGGUGCCGCGGCGCCGCGCUGUCGGGCGACCACGACCAGGACCCGGACCCGCGCGACAUCGUCGACUGGGCCUACUACAAGGAGCGCCUCGGGAACGCCGUGCAGAAGAUCAUCACCAUCCCCGCGGCAAUGCAGGGCGUGAGCAACCCCGUGCCGCGCGUGGCGCACCCGGAGUGGCUGCAGCGGCGCGUGCGGGCCAUGUCCGACAAGAGCCACCAGAUGAAGCUCGACGGCUUCAUGGCGGCGAUGCGCGCGGCGCCGCAGCAGGUGCCGUGCGGGGACGCCGAUGCCGACGGCGACGGCGAGGCGGAGAGCGACGGGGACGAGCCGCAGGUCGUCGCGGACAUCGAGGACAUGGGCAGCGCGAUGGGCGCGGCGCGGAAGCUGCUGCAGUCCGUCGGCGGGCGCAAGACGAAGCGCAAGGGCGACGGCGGGGACUCCCCCUCCCCGGGGGACGAAAACGGACCUGACGCGGACGCCGCGGCGCCGAAGACGCCGGAGCUCGUGCCCGCGGACCGCGACGAGGACUACGGCAGCUGGCUGCGCGCGCAGAAGGCGGUGUGGCGCUCGCGGCGCGCAGAGCUCGCACGGAAGCGCCAGCGGCAGGCGGCGGAGGCGGCGGCGCUGGCGCGGGCGGGCCCCAAGGGCACGGCGGGGAACUUCUUCCGGCAGCAGCAGCAGCAGGCCUCGACCUCGACGUGGCAGGUGCUCCAGGUCGCGGAGACGCGCGCGCCCGGCGAGUUCCGCCUGUGGGUGCUCGUCAACGGUCAGAUGUAUGCGGUGCCGCUGCGGAUGGACCGGACGUUCUACGUGGACUCGAGCCUGCAGCAGGAGGACAUCGCGAUCCACGAGAGCGAGCUCAUGAAGAGGGCCAAGCCGGCGAACGUGCGCCUGCCGUGGGGCCGCACGCCGCACAACGUCUGGCGCGUGGACCUGCCCGAGUUCGAGUUCCGGCAGGGCGCGUCGACGCUCGCGCUGGAGCUCGCGGCGCCGCACGUGCACGGCGUGUACGAGAGCCGCAUGCCGCUGCAGUUCCGCGCCGCCAUGGACCUGGGCUGCAUCGCCGCUGUCGCGCCGCACGCCACCGACCGGCCCCUGAACGCCGUCUUCGAGAUCGGGGACCUCCUGGUGCAAUCGUCCGCUGGGGCGCUCGGGAAGUACCUGUCGGACCGGACGGCGCUCAAGUCGGUGUUCGUGUACCACUCGUACCUCGAGGGCCGCAUGGCGCAGGCGGGCCGCGGCAUCAUCGUGGUCGUGCUGCCGGGCGUGGCGCGCGGCGUGUGCGCGGUGAUCAACCCCGCGCGGAGGGGCGCGCAGCAGGAGGUGGCGCCUGGCGCGAUGGAGAAGGAGUGGCGCGACCUGGCCCGCCAGCUCAACUGCGACAAGGACGCCCACCCCGACGCGCCCCCGCCCGUGCCGGAGAAGCUCAAGUUCGAGGUGGUUUACACUCGGGAUUUCCCUUCUGCUGCCAAGCACGCCAACCAGGCGAUCCGCGAGUACCGCGAGCGCGCCAAGGGCCCCGCGAUGGCCGUCUGCCAGGGCCCGCGCACGACGCUCGCGCUGCAGCGCGACAUCCCCGCGCUGCAGGAGCUCCCGUGCGUGCACCGCCCCGCGGUGGCCGACGACGGCCGCGCCCUGCGCGAGGCGCUCGGGUGGCAGUGGCAGGUGGCGCGCGGGGCGCUGGCGCGCGUCGCGCAGGGCGCGCUGUGGUUCGAGGAGUCGGUGCAGGCCGCGCGGUUCGCGAACCUGCCGCUGGGCAACCUGGGGGGCGACUGGGUGCUGCACACGGUGGACGUGCUGCUGGCGCGCGCGCUGCACGCGGACCAGCGGCUGGUGUGGGCGGCGGACGCGUCGCUGCCGGACGUGGGCGCGACGGACGCGGGCCCGGUGUCGCUGCUGGAGGGGCGGUGGCAGCCGCCCGAGAUCAACAACCCGGGGGCGUACCGGGAGGUGUGCGUGGAGCUGUCGGUGUGGCACCUGUGCGUGGCGACGAUGGACGCGGCGGAGCAGCUCGAGGCCAUGGAGGGCGCGCUCUCGUCGAUCGGCGGCGAGGGCGGCUGCGGGGGGGAGUUCGGCGUCCUGCGGUCGGUCAUCUUGACGUGGCUGCAGCAGGCCACCGUGCGGCACGACGUCUGCGCGGACGCGAUGCUCAAGCACCUCUACCGCUGGGUGUGCUCCGGCGCCGCCAGGCUCCACGACCCCACGCUCCAGCGCGCCCUGCAGGACCUCAUGGCGCGCCUCUUCCUGCACCUGGUCGCCGAGGUCACGCGCCUCGGCGCCCGCGUGAUCUUCGCCGAGCUCGGCCGCGUCGUCAUCGCGACGGGCAAGCGCACCAUCGAGGCCGCGCGCGACCACGUCGCCUUCCUGCUCUCCGCGGUGUCGCGCAACGAGAUGUUCCGUCUCCUGCAGCUGGAGCCCGGCGCGUACUACCACGCCGUGCUCUGGCGGGACCAGCACAACUUCACGGGGCUCAAGAGCACCGCGGACGAGCCGCGCGCGCCCUCGGACGUCGUCGAGAUGGAGGACAGCGCCGGGGGCAGCCCCGGCGCCGCAGGAGGCCUCGCCGCGGACAUGUCGCUGGCGGGGAUCGAGCUGGUGUCGGAGUGGGCGCUGGCGGACUACCUGCCCGAGGUCAUCCGCCAGGACCUGCACGUGCUCCUCGCGGAGGUCGUGUACCGCCCGUGGGAGCACGCGCGCCGCACGGCGCCGGCGGACGGCGGCGACGAGUCGCAGGAGGGCGCCGGCGACGCGGCCGCGGAGCUGGACAAGCCCGGGCGCGACGAGACGGCGGAGGUCCUGCUGGAGCACUUCAAGACGGCUCUGGUGCCGUCGCUGAUCGACAAGGUGCGCGACAUCGACCGCCACGUGGUGCUGGGGGACAAGGACCCCGCGCACAGGUUCCCGGAGCGCGCGGGGUCGCACCUGACGGCGCAGGAGCUCGGGACGCCUGCGCUCGCGUUCGUGCGCACGGCGUGCGAGGCGCUGGCGCUCGACGCGGCGCUGCGCGACGAGGCGGCGAUCCUGGCGCGGCAGCUCCUGCGCGUGCUGCACGUGCGGGAGUUCUCCGCGGAGGCGGAGUUCCGCGACCCGUGCCGGUCGUGGGUCCUGCGCGACGUGGUGUGCCACGCGUGCAACGACUGCCGCGACAUCGACCUGUGUCGGGACCACGAAGUGGAGGAGGGCGUGUGGCGGUGCCGCAUGGCCGCUUGCCGCCGCCCGUACGACCUCGAGGCGAUCGAGGCGGCGCUGUGCGCGCACCUCGACAUGCUCGGCGUGCAGUACCAGUCCCAGGACGUGCGGUGCGCCAAGUGCGGGCGCGUGAAGCGCGAGCGUCUGACGGCGCACUGCGACUGCGGCGGCGCGCUCGAGAACGACGUGCCGCUCGAGCGGGUGCGCGAGGAGCUCCGGAUCUUCGUGCGCGUCGCCGACCGGCAGGGGUUCGAGCUGCUGGGCGAGCAGGCGCGGUGGCUGCUGCAGGAGGUGGAGGCAGAGGAGGAGCCCGAGGAGCUGUUUGCCGACUCGGACGACGAGUAG
Molecule: messenger RNA, 6975 nt
Organism: Pedinophyceae sp. YPF-701
Lineage: Eukaryota; Viridiplantae; Chlorophyta; Pedinophyceae
Source: the annotation of a GenBank genome assembly